Molecule: messenger RNA, 1509 nt
Organism: Drosophila serrata
Lineage: Eukaryota; Metazoa; Arthropoda; Insecta; Diptera; Drosophilidae
Gene: sut2
Product: sugar transporter 2
Biological process (GO): monosaccharide transmembrane transport
Cellular component (GO): membrane
Molecular function (GO): hexose transmembrane transporter activity
Source: RefSeq, a predicted model, not a curated record
UGUGCCAGCUUCGCACCGCAACGCGCCGUCGCCAUGGUUGUUAUUAUGCACGUGACCCCACCCAGGGUCAGCGGCUGGACACCGCUUUUGCUGCUCAUCUGCCUGACCGUAACGCUGGGCACCACGGUUCCGGUGGGCUACUUCUUUGGCGUCCUCAAUGCGCCGGCUGAGAUCAUCAAGAAAUGGUGCCAGGACAUCUUGGCCACCGAAUACGACACUAUUGUAACCGCCAGCCAGCUAGACAUCCUGUGGACGAGCAUUGUGUCCAUCUAUUUGAUUGGCGGCAUCUGCGGUUCCUGUUUUAGUGCGUUGUGCAGCGACAAAUACGGCCGUAAGGGCUGCCUGAUGAUCAGCAGCAUACUGCUCGUGAUCUCCGGCAUUCUCUUCACCUGGUGCCGCGCCGCCAAAUCGCUGGAGAUGCUGAUGGUGGGCCGUUUUCUGGGCGGCAUAGCAUCGGCUUUGAUUUUCACCGCACAGCCCAUGUAUCUGCUGGAGGCGGCUCCUUCGGAGCUCAGUGGGAGCGUCGGAGUCUUUACCUGUAUAGGUGUGACUGGCGGUAUCCUACUCGCCCAGGUGUUUACCCUGUCUCAUCUGUUGGGCAGCGAGCGGCUGUGGCCGUACGCCCUCAGUUUCUACAGUCUCCUUGUUAUGGCGUCGCUCCUGAUUAUGUGGUGGUUUCCGGAGAGCCCUCGUUGGCUCUAUCUGCACAAGAAAGAUGCUGGCGCAAGUGAGCGGGCUCUGCUGCGAUUGCGAGGAAAAAAUGCUGAGGAAGAGGUGCAGCGGGAAUUGCUCGAGAUGAAGGCUACGCUGGAGGCCAAGGCCAGUACAAAGGCCAGCUCCCUGUGCUCGGUCCUGAAGGAUAGGGAGUUGUGGCUGCCACUUCUGUUGGUGUGCUCCUUUCAGGCCACCCAGCAGCUAAGUGGAAUCAAUGCGAUAUUCUUCUAUUCGCUGGCCAUUCUCACAGAUGCUGGCUUCUCUUCGGGAGCAGCAACGUGGUUGAAUUUGGGAAUAGGAGGAUUCAACAUGUGCACUUCACUGCUGGGGCCACUGUUGAUCAGUCGGUUUCCCCGUCGUCCACUUAUGAUGAUCUCCUGCUCCAUUUGUGCCCUCGCCCUGUUUGCCAUGUCCUUUGGACUUUUCUAUCUGGAUAGUUCGGAGAGCACGGUAUUGGCCUACUUCUGCGCCUCCUUCAUUCUCACUUUUAUUCUGGGAUUCCAGUUGGGCCUGGGUCCCAUUGCUUACUUCAUUGGUUCUGAGCUGCUAGAGGACUCUCCUCGGCCCGUGGCCAUGUCGAUGGGCAGCUUGUUCUCCUGGAUCGGCAAUUUCCUGGUGGGCAUGUGUUUCCCUCUGCUACAGAGUGUAUGGAGCUCUUUUGCCUUCAUUCCUUGCAUGUGUGUCUGCCUCUACUGUCUUCUGCUCACCUGGCGUUACCUGCCGGAGACACGCGGUCGCGAACCUAAGGAUGUCAAGCCGCUUAUGAGCCAGGGGCUCGCCUCUAAACGGGAAUGA